AUGCCCAUGAGAUGGACACCAGAGAAGGACCAGCUCCUUCUCCUCAAAAUUCUUGAAACCCACCAGCUCGCUGUUGACACCAAGAGAGUUGCUGAAGCAUGGCCCGCCGGCGAAGAUAAACCAACCCCACGCGCCAUAACAGAACGUCUAGUCCGCAUGCGUGCCAUGGUCAAGUCUACUGCGUCAGCAAGCGGUAGCCCCGGAGGCGAGAAGACCGGCGGUCAUUUCAGUAUCGGCAAGGGAGUUGGUCGGGGUAGUCCUGCAUCUACACCUCGUGCUUCUCAUGCCAACCCACGAGCCAAGGCCCAGUCUGUGUCUGCGCCCGCCUCCGCUUUCUCGACUCCUCCCUCUGCCAAGAGAAAGCGGGUAGAGACAAAGGUUGAAAGUGACGGUGAAGAGGAGGGUGACCCCCCCAUGAAGACUAAGAUGGAUGUUGAUCAGGAUGCGGAUGGAGAGUAUGAGCUUGACGAAGAAUUUACACCUCCAAUCAAGAAGGAAGGGAAGAAGAAGGUGGCCAGGGUACUUUUUCCCAACGCCAUGAAGGCUGCCUCGGCUGCUGGGUUUGGCAGCGUGCCGGCUGGUGGUGUUGGUGGUGACGGCACCACUGCUACUACUGAUUUUGUUGUUGAAAUUCGUGCUGGUAGUACCCUUGAUCUAGCGGCUAGCCCUGUCAAGCGCGAGUCUCGUGCUCGUCGCCCGAGUGCUAUGCACUAUGGUAUGGUCAAUUAUGGGGAUACGCUUGACGAUGAGAAUGUGGCCGGUGGAGGUGAUGAUGAUGUGGAGAGUUCCGCCUCGAGUUAUGUUCCUGAUCAGGCUUUUGAUAUGGAUGAAGACUUUGCAUAA
This is a messenger RNA of Aspergillus calidoustus, 843 nucleotides long. NCBI's taxonomy places the organism in Eukaryota, Fungi, Ascomycota, Eurotiomycetes, Eurotiales, Aspergillaceae. The record is from the annotation of a GenBank genome assembly.